Messenger RNA from Rhinocladiella mackenziei CBS 650.93, 3348 nucleotides. RefSeq lists its product as uncharacterized. The record is from RefSeq and is a predicted model, not a curated record. Gene Ontology annotation, cellular component: Rpd3S complex. Gene Ontology annotation, biological process: regulation of transcription by RNA polymerase II. NCBI's taxonomy places the organism in Eukaryota, Fungi, Ascomycota, Eurotiomycetes, Chaetothyriales, Herpotrichiellaceae. Bases 1 to 3348 code for a protein of 1115 amino acids. The transcript has 3 exons.
AUGUCGACAAGAUCGCUGCGGCACCGAUCCAGCCGCUAUUCGAGUCCUGCGACCUUUGCAGAGAAGGAGGUGCCCUCCAAACCUAUCGAGGCACCAGUGACGAGAAAUGGCCAGCAGUCCUCCCUCGACAGAUGGAUUGAGCCGGGGGUGCGGCCUGCGGUGCCAAGUUUCGAAGAUACAAGAGGUCUCGAGAGGGUUGGUGUGCUGGAGAAUAUGCAACCCCUAGGCACGGCUCCUUCACAAAAACUUCUUCAAAAACUGAAAUUGAACUACGUCCGACCUUCUCUUCGCACCACAUCCGCCCAAAAUGAGGAAACCGUCACGCCGGUGGCAGAAGCAGAAAAGAUGGAUUUGGCCUCCCCCGGGGAGCCUGAGAUAUUGCCCGAUCUGCCUCCCGAUCCCCCUCGACAAUCUGACACCAUUGUCAUUUCCAGUCCUCCGCGUGGUCGACCACCGAGGAGAGAGGUCGCAGAGAUGCCCCAAGCCGUGAAUGUGUCGCCUUCGCCGAGCAAAUUGUCAUUUACCCCUACCACUCACGUUCCUCCGAAGCCUCACUCGAUCCAGGAACAUCUACGGCAGGACCGACUUCAAAAUCACGUCGAACGUGCGAUGCAAGAAGCCACCCAGAAAGGAACGCCAGAUCUUGUGCCUGGAUUGCAAAAGCUUCGCGAGGAUGCUCAUCUGUAUCCCGAGUUGUGGAAUGUGUUGGAGGCAGUGGUUCAACAGUCACCGACCACUUCACAAUUCAAAACCUUCAAGCGCUACAUCAAAUCUGGCCUCAAGAAAUACCGGCGUUCCAGUCAAUUAUCUACCAGCCCCUAUCAACCUUCUCCUCAUCAAAUGAACAACCUCGCUUCCCUGGAACACAACCGCUCACCCGUGGCUGGACAUUCCGCCAUCCCAUCUACCGGAUUUCCUGAAGAUUCCAACCGCAAAAUCUCACUCUACUUCAAUGUUCCACGCAACCGAGGAUCGUGUCGACCGGAGGAUGCGUCAGUCUCGCCUUCCACAGCGCCGCGCUCGACGCAACUGACCGAGCCCGAGAUGGGACCAUUUCAGCAAGCCACCACCUCGCCGCACAAGCGAAAGCGAUCGCGCAGCGUGUCCAGCACAUCUUCGCUAUCAUCGGCCCAGUCCAUACCUGAUGAAUUCGGCCCCCCUUUAGACCGUGAGCACCAAGGUGAGGGACGAGGAGCCAGCGGGCGAUCCAGAUCGGCCGGGCAGCGCCAAGCCACAAGCCGAAUGGGAGCGGGCAACAGACUCCGUUCAGCUGCCAAUUCCACACAUGCUCUAUCUGCUCCAAAACAUCCAUAUUCAGAAGUCGCGACUACCGCUAAAUUCGCAUCCAAGAAACUGAAGAAAGGUCGAGAAGACCCCGAGUUUGACAUCAAUGAGCUUGCCCGGCGAAAGCGCCACUGGUUAGAUGACAGUUUUCAUGAUUACAACACCAUUCCUCGGCCAGAAAGCCACGAGCGUGGACCCAUCCACGGUCACCCCGAGCGUCCUGAGGCAGAGGAAAGACCGCCAGCGCCGGUCAUUCAUCCCAAUCGCUUGCUCACCACGCUGUCGUCCCCAGUGAGCGCUCAGGCUCCGCCUGAGAACAUCCUAUCCAACGGAACCAGCCGCAAGAGAGCGUACGGUGAAAUCGACGCAGACGAACUCGACGUUAUCACUCCCGAAUCAUCGUCUCCAGGUCCGCUGCUUGUGCCACCGUUGUCGGGGUUGGCAAACGCCGCGUCACGGGGCGCCACGCCUCGAGCUACCCGACUACAACCAGCUCCCAAAACUCGUAAAUCUGCGCGUGUAAUGGUAUCACCCAAUAAGCCCAAGAAUGGCGGAAUCACGGCAGGAAUUUCACGUGCGGGGCCUGGGCGCGACGUUACGAUCGGCACCGGAGCAGAAUCAAGUGCAGAGGAUAACGACGAGUUUUGUGCUUCGUGCGGUGGCGAAGGAAAGCUUCUGUGCUGUGACGGCUGUCCAAACUCCUUCCAUCACGCAUGCUUAGAGCCACCGUUGAAUCCGGACGAAGAAGUUGAAGGCGAAUGGUUUUGUCCACGAUGCGUCGCGCGACGAACCAAAGAAGCACCUCGGCCAUCCGGUCUUUUGGGCUUGGUCAUCCGCCGUGUUGACGAUACCAUCCCCAAAGCUUUCGCACUUCCCCUAGACAUUCGUGAAUACUUUGAAGGCGUGCGGACGGGUGAUGAAGGCGAGUAUGAAGAAGUCGGUCUCCCCCGCACUCAACACAACGCCGUCAAGAUGAAUCGAGCUGGAUUCAUCGAAGAGCCAAACUACAAAGAGACUCGCGACGGUAAAGGUCACCUCAUUGUCUGUUACCGGUGUGGUCUCACGUCCAAUGGUCGCGACAUCAUCCCAUGUGACUACUGUCCCGCGCGAUGGCACCUGGACUGCGUGGAUCCUCCGCUGGCGGUCCCCCCGCGUCGUCGCGGCAACGAUAAGCCAGGCUCUUCAUGGCGAUGUCCUCUUCACGUUGAACAUGACCUGUCCGCCAUCGGCCGUCAAGCCGAGGCGGCCCCUGGAGAUCUCGGUCGAGUUCCGAGACUGCGCAAGCCGAAGAACGCCGUUCCCUUGGACGUGAGAGUGACGCGAGGAUUCAGAAAUAACGGCAUCAUCGAAAUUGAUUUCAUGAAAGACGAACCUCUGGUGGACAAGACCAAAGAGGUGCAAAUGUGUGGCAAAGUUCAUCGAAUCCCCGAAAAAGGUAUCCGCUUGGAUUUCAUUGAUCGCGUCAAGAAGAGCUGGUACGAAGAUCAGUCAUUUCCCAGACAACUGGACGCGCCGAAGAGAAUACGGAAUCGAACUUAUCGUCCUGACAACGUUGUCCUGCACCACCCACCCCAGGAAGUGGUUGUCAAGGUCCGCGAACCCGAUUUUUGGACAGGCGCAAGCGCCCUGGCGAUCGCUGAAACAGCCAAAGCCAACGCCGCUUUGAGAAAUCGGUCUUUGAGAGAACAACAAGCUGUCCUCAAUCUAGCCGAGAUGUCACAAAAGGGAAUUGAUGGCUAUUCUGGUGAUGCCUUGGCCGAAUUGACCAAUCAACUCGUCAGCGAAGCUCCUCCUGAAGUGAUUGAGUCGAUGGAACACAGCGAACUCGAUCAACUGCUCUCUUUGCAGGGACUCAUCCAGAAGAGACUUUCCGUCCUGGGUCACGCAACCCCUUCCGUGUCAAUGGACAGAAGCAGUCGGAGUGAGACUCCAAAUGGUGAUGCAUCUCCCCGGAGGGAACCUCUUCCUCCUCCCGGCAAAGAAAAGAUGGUCAACGGUGAUACCCCAAAGUACGAGGAUUUCGAGACACAUGGGGAUGCAGAUGAUGAAGACGUCGAAUUAUAG